GGUCCCGGUCCCGCCGUCGAACUGAACCUGUUUUCCAUUCGCGCCGACAUAAACCCGUAGAGCAAAUAUCUCCGCUCUGCAUUCGGUCCGUUUCGCAGCUUUGUGUCGUCAUGGCGCGUCGCAGAGUCUCUCCCGCCGACAGAGAACAUUUCAGGAGAUAUUUGGAAAGAAGUGGAGUUGUGGACAGUCUCACCACUGUUUUUGCGUCUCUGUAUGAGCAACAAGAGAAGCCUGCCCAGGCUCUGGAAUAUGUGAAGGAGCGUCUUGGUGCCGUGACCCUGACUUCACCACACACACGGGCUCUGCAGCAGGAGGCGAACGACCUGAGACAGAGGUGUGAAUGUCUGGAGGAGGAAAACGAAGACCUCAAAGCAAAGCUGCAGCGGUAUGAACCAGACGCUCCAGAAGACGAUGAACCAGAAGCUCCAGAAGAUGGCGCCGCUGCCAACUAGAGCUCAACAACAAACUGGUCUUCGUUUCGAUAGACGUUUUGUUUGUUUAUGCUGCUGUCAGUUUGAAUUUAAAGAUCGGACGACACUGUAAAAGGUGAAAGUCGAAUGUUUUAUGUGGCUGCGACGUUUAUCUCUAAAUGUUAACUUUAUGCUUUUCUUAUAUUCUAACUUAUUCUGUAUAUGUUUGUAUGUAUCUUUCCUGAGGGUUCAGUCUCGAAACGCGAUCACGUGUUCAUUGUGUAGGGAAGUCACAUCGUUUAAUCUGUUGGAUUUAUGCAGCCUGUGGUCUGAAACUGGCAUGAGGGGGGGAAACAAACCUACAAUUAUUCUAGCUCUGCUGGCAAUUUGCAUUUCUUUACAAUACUCCUACGAUAUCUUAACCCUGAUCUUUUAUCACUGAUCAUGCAAAAUGCAUUCAGAAACAAUAAUACAUUAAACUACAGAAGUGAAGACGGCCGGGGUCCAAGUAGGUCUUGCGCUAUAAUAGGUUAAUUGUUUCCAGAAACAAAGUUUGUUGCCAUUGUGGACAGUUAUGUUCUGCUGUUUGCUUACCAACAUGCUCAGAAGUCUAGUUUAAGUUUUGAAACCCUCACUGCACAGCUUUUAGUGGCCAAUACCAGAUUUCUCUGAGGCCUGAGCUCCUCAUUCAGAUUUCCACAGGGUUGCACAAAAACUGAUUCAUGUUGAGUUUUUCCAUUGAAAAAGUUAUGGACAUUUACCAUAAAAGAAAACAAGUACUGCAGACUUCUCAAUAGAGAUGCAGCUGCAUCUCAACGCAGUACAUCAUGAAAAGUCUGAUUUGGACUUGAAUUCAAAAAGUGAAGCUCCUCUAGAUAAGUGAUUAUUUUUCAAAGGCUUAUUUGCUACUUUUACUGAUAAUUUAAGAAAAAAUAAAAAGCUUAAUUUCUUGAGCCAUUAAAAAAAAUGAGUAGGUUUUAAAAAUCCUUGAUGUCUUUUAGAAAUUUGUGAACGCAACCAAUCCAGAAAAGUUCACAGCUCACUGAUGCACAUAGGUCAUGACCUUUUACUUUUAUAAGUUUAGAUACAUAUUGUGAAUAAACUAGAGCUAUGUUAUAAGAGGGAAAAGCAUUUUUUUUAUUCACUAGUCUUUACUGCUUUGAGUUUAAAGACAGACAGUCUGUAGCUUUGGUGGGGUUUUUUCAUACAUUAUAGCAAUCCUGUUCUGAUUGGACGGUAAAUGUUAACAGAUGUUCAGUGUUUUUGUUGAAACAGCCAAACCAAAUUCAUAAACAAUAAA
This is a messenger RNA of Xiphophorus maculatus (southern platyfish), 1710 nucleotides long. Its product is annotated as c-Myc-binding protein-like. Bases 111 to 452 code for a protein of 113 amino acids. Gene Ontology annotation, cellular component: nucleus. Gene Ontology annotation, biological process: regulation of DNA-templated transcription. Gene Ontology annotation, molecular function: transcription coactivator activity. The transcript is spliced from 5 exons. NCBI's taxonomy places the organism in Eukaryota, Metazoa, Chordata, Actinopteri, Cyprinodontiformes, Poeciliidae. The record is from RefSeq and is a predicted model, not a curated record.